Adineta steineri is the source of this 633-nucleotide messenger RNA. NCBI's taxonomy places the organism in Eukaryota, Metazoa, Rotifera, Eurotatoria, Adinetida, Adinetidae. The record is from the annotation of a GenBank genome assembly.
AUGAUUAGUGAAUUUACCUUAUCACUUUCAACAAUAAGAAAAACAACUCAAAGUAAUGCUUUAUUCUCUGGAGAACUGACUAAUUAUUAUCUUUAUCAAUCAAGCAGUAGUAUCUAUACAAUUUCAUAUCCAUCUUUUUAUGAUAAUUGUAGCUGUGGUUCUUCAGCUACAUGCACAUUUCAAUCAAGGAUUCUGGACUAUUAUAGCGGUACAUUAUAUUUAUAUGUACCAGGUAUUUAUAUUGGAUGUUAUAUUAUUGAGUCAUUACUUCAAUCUGACCUACGAUGCUUUUAUAAUCAGAGUUGUAUAGAUGAAUUACAGCCAUUUUUAGCAUCAUCUACACGAAUGAAUGUAUCAGCACUUGAUAAAUCAUUGUUAGUUCAAUUUGUGGAAAACUCGACAAUUCAAGAGGUGAUGGAUGAAUUAAUGAUUGAAACAUGGAACUCAUCAAUAAUGUAUGAUAGUUAUUAUGAUGAAUGUCAACCAUCACAAUGUAUUUAUACUGUUGAGACAAAGAAUGGUGCAAUAUAUAUUAUCACAACAUUAAUUGGACUAGUUGGUGGUUUGAUAACAGUUUUGAAACUGAUUGUGCCACGCCUUGUCAAAAAAUAUUUUUAUGGUCGAUUCACAUAG